Messenger RNA from Jaculus jaculus (lesser Egyptian jerboa), 8410 nucleotides. It is a transcript of the gene Atf7ip, whose product is annotated as activating transcription factor 7 interacting protein. Gene Ontology annotation, cellular component: nucleus; transcription regulator complex. The transcript has 15 exons. The record is from RefSeq and is a predicted model, not a curated record. Gene Ontology annotation, molecular function: transcription coregulator activity; protein binding. Bases 343 to 4182 code for a protein of 1279 amino acids. Gene Ontology annotation, biological process: regulation of DNA-templated transcription. Lineage: Eukaryota; Metazoa; Chordata; Mammalia; Rodentia; Dipodidae.
AGGCUGUGCAGCGGCUCUCGGGCGGAGGUUCCCCGAGGUUCCGGGUUCUAAUCCCGCUGUUGCCCGUCGCUGCCGGCUGCCGCGCGUUCCGCAGUCGGGCGCGCCGACGGUCGUUGCCUAGCGGCGUCGUCACGGGAAGUGCAUGCACUCGAGCUGCAUGGCUGUAAAUAAAUUUUAACCCCACUUCUGCCGGUUCUCAUUGAGCGAAGGUGUUCGAGGAGAUGCUUACAGAAUAGAAACAAGUUUUUUUGUUUUUGUUUCUGCUUUUGGAAAAUUUUUGCGCUACAGUGAAAGAAUGUGUAAAGUAGUUAAAAGCGAAAUCUCAGUUUCCUCAGAUUCGAUAUGGAUAGUAUAGAAGAGCCUCAAAAGAGAGUCUUCAAGGCCCGGAAAACAAUGAGAGUGAGUGACCGUCAGCAACUUGAAACUGUGUACAAAGUCAGAGAAGAAUUGCUGAAAACUGAUGGGAAACUUCUAAAUGGCAACCAUGAAAAUGGAGAUUUGGACCCAGCUUCACCUCUGGAAAAUGCAGAUUCUGUGCAAGAUAGGGACGAAGUGAAUGGCAUUGAAGCAAUUUGUUUUGAGAGUGAAGAGAGUAAAACAGAAUGGAAAGAAGCACCUUGUUUCCUAAAUGCUAACAUCAAAAAUGAGCAGGACGAUGAUUUAAGUUGUGAGCCUUUGUCUGCUAAUAAUGUAACUCCUGACCCUGCAUCCAAUCUUACCACUGAGCCAGCUCCUGGUGAGAUAGCUUCCAGUGACCUGAUGGCUGCAGAGCUGGUCUCUGGGGAUCCUGUCUCUGGUGAUCCCCAUGCUGAUUCCUCCCUUGCUAAUCUCUCCUCUGCUGACCCCACCUCUAGUGAUCCCUCCUCUGGUGAUAUUGCUUUUCAAGAAUCCACCUCUGAGAAUCUUUCCCCUGGCAAUUUCACUUCUGAUGAAGUGGUUCCUGGUGAUUCUGUUUCCACUGAACCAGUUUCUGAUGAGCCAAUUUCUGGUGCAGUGACUGCUUGUGAACUGUCCUCUAGUCCAGCAGCUUCUGUUGAUUGUGCUUCUGAUAAUCUAGCCUCUGACCCCCCUCCUUCUGAAGAACAGCCUUGUGGUGACCAGCCUUCUGGCGACCCUGCCUGUAGUAGACUCACUUCUGAAGACCUAGUCUCUGAUGAUGUGGCUUCUGAUGAACUCGUCUCUGGUGCUUCGAACCCUGGUGAAUCAACUUUAGAAUCACCCUCUGAUAGUGCUUUUAAAGCAAGUUCUGUACCAGUGGGUGGGCCAGACCCUGAAACUGAUAAGACAGAGCACAGUAGCAAUAAAAAUGAUGAGUUUUUUGAAAAACAUGGAGAUGAUGAAAAGUUAGACCAGACUGAAAGUAAAGCCUCAUCUGAUGAGGAAAAGAAAGCAGAUAGUAACACUGAUGAUAAUAAAGAUGCUGUAGAGACAGCUAGUGCAAUGAUUUGUUCCGAUCUACCUCCUGAGAACGAGAAGAAGGUUGAGGAUGAUCCUGAUACCGAGCUUGCCGUUGGAGAAGAAACCAUCUCUAGCAGUAUGGAAAUUGACCAAAGUGAAAAGAAUGAAGACGAAAAUUCUGCAGAACUUGUAGAAACUGUUAGUGAAAAUGUUACAAAAGAUGAUAAAAAUGAGGAUAUCUUAGAAAAUACAGAUUCUAUGGAGACAGAUGAAAUCAUUCCUAUUUUAGAAAAACUUGCACCUGCUGAAGAUGAACUUACAUGUUUUUCUAAAACUCUCCUUCCGAUUGAUGAGACAAAUCAAGAUUUAGAAGAGAAAAUGGAAGGUUCAUUUGGUUCACUAUCAAAACAAGAAAGUAGUGAGAGUCUGCCAAAAGAAGCUUUUUUGGUUCUAUCUGAUGAAGAGGAUAUUUCAUGUGAAAAAGAUGAAUCUGAAGACCCAUCACAAAAUCAGACAUGCUCUCCAGCAGAAGUAGAGAAGAAUGAAAAGGACAGCAAGCCUGAUGAAGAAGAGCAGGAAGUCAGUGAAGAAAAUGAAAGACCUGAGAAAAAUGACUUUUCCAGAAGAAAACGUUCUAAAUCAGAGGACAUGGACAAUGUACAGUCCAAGCGUCGUCGAUACAUAGAAGAAGAGUACGAGGCAGAGUUUCAAGUGAAGAUUACAGCCAAAGGGGACGUCAACCAGAAGCUUCAAAAGGUCAUACAGUGGUUAUUAGAAGAAAAAUUGUGUGCCCUACAGUAUGCUGUAUUUGAUAAGACUCUGGCAGACUUGAAAACACGAGUAGAAAAGAUUGAAUGUCACAGGAGGCACAAAACAGUUCUUACUGAGCUACAGGCGAAGAUAGCCAGACUAACCAAACGCUUUGGAGCAGCCAAAGAAGAUCUUAAGAAAAGACAAGAAAACCCACCAAACCCACCCUUAUCACCAGGAAAGCCUGCCAGUGAUGUCAACAGCAAUAAUAUGACCUAUAGAAAUGCAGGCACAGUGAGACAGUUGCUGGAGUCCAAAAGAAAUGUGGGUGAGAGUGUCCCACCAUCCUUUCAAACUUCUGUGAACGCAGCAUCUUCAGCCAGUCUUGUUACCCCUCCAGCCAUUGUCAGUAGCCAGCCUAAGUUGCAGACUCCAGCGACCUCAGGUUCUCUGACCGCAGCUCCACUGCUUCCUGCACCCAGCACAGCCACAGUCGUGGCUACUACUCAGGUGCCCAGUGGAAACCCUCAGCCUACCAUCUCUCUGCAGCCUUUGCCAGUGAUUUUGCAUGUACCUGUUGCAGUGACCUCUCAGCCUCAGCUCCUACAAAGCCAUCCAGGGACUUUAGUGACCAAUCAACCAUCUGGCAAUGUUGAAUUCAUAUCUGUGCAAAGCCCACCUACAGUGAGUGGUCUUACCAAAAAUCCGGUUUCUUUGCCAUCCUUGCCAAAUCACACGAAACCAAACAACAUGUCUGCAGUGUCCAGUCCUAGUAUUCCAAGGAACUCAUCUACCAGUGCUGCACCGCUGGGAACAACGCUUGCUGUGCAGGCCGUUCCAACCGCUCAUUCCAUUGUACAAGCCACCAGGACUUCUCUACCCACCGUGGGCCCUUCAGGACUCUACAGUCCAUCAAGCAGUCGAGGCCCUAUACAGAUGAAAAUUCCAAUAUCUGCUUUUAGUAGUCCGUCAUCUGCAGAGCAAAGUAGCACUACCACCCCACGAAUUGAAAACCAGGCAAACAAAGCAACAGAUGUUUCUGUUAAUAAGAAAGCAGCUGAUAGCACAUCUCAGAGUGGAAAACCCACUGGCAGUGAUUCAGGUGGUGUCAUUGAUCUCACAAUGGAUGAUGAAGAGACCGGAACCUCACACAGUAAUGCAGAACCCAAAAAGCUAAAUCAUACUCCUGUGUCAACUAUGAGUUCUUCUCAACCUAUGCCUCGACCAUUGCAACCCAUCCAACCAGCACCACCUCUUCAGCCAUCCGGGGUGCCAACAAGUGGUCCAUCGCAAACAACUAUACACUUGCUGCCUACAGCUCCAACUACCGUGAAUGUAACACAUCGUCCAGUAACUCAGGUGACCACAAGACUUCCUGUGACACGAGCUCCUGCAAACCACCAGGUGGUUUAUACAACUCUCCCAGCACCACCAGCUCAGGCUCCCCUGCGAGGAACUGUUAUGCAGGCUCCUGCUGUCCGCCAGGUCAACCCUCAAAAUAGUGUUACAGUUCGAGUGCCUCAAACCACCACAUAUGUUGUAAACAAUGGACUAACCUUGGGUUCAGCAGGACCUCAGCUCACAGUGCAUCACCGACCACCCCAAGUGCACACUGAGCCCCCACGUCCGAUGCAUCCAGCACCCUUACCAGAAGCCCCACAGCCACAGCGCCUGCCCCCAGAAGCUGCCAGCACGUCUCUGCCUCAGAAGCCACACUUGAAGUUAGCAAGAGUUCAGAGUCAAAAUGGCAUUGUUCUGUCAUGGAGUGUUCUGGAAGUGGAUCGAAGCUGUGCUACCGUGGAUAGCUACCAUCUCUAUGCUUACCACGAGGAGCCCAGUGCCACUGCGCCCUCGCAGUGGAAGAAGAUUGGGGAGGUGAAAGCUCUCCCCCUGCCCAUGGCCUGCACUCUCACCCAGUUCGUGUCUGGCAGCAAGUACUACUUUGCUGUGCGAGCCAAGGACAUAUAUGGGCGUUUUGGACCUUUCUGUGAUCCACAGUCAACGGAUGUGAUCUCCUCGUCCCAGAACAGUUAAACCUUGGAGCCUUUAUCUCUUCUUUAAAAACUUCAUGGGGGGGGGGGCUUGUUUUUCAUCUUGUGCAUGAUUCCCAAUAUAAAAUCCACAGUGUGCAAGAUUUAUUGGACAGAUGUGUGUAGACACUACAUUUGUUUAUAACCAGAAGUGUAAUAAACUCAGCCCAUAAAAAAGAGUCUUCCCCUGAACAGUUCAAGCUUCAGGGUUUUGAAAUGCAAACGUGUAAUUUGCUUUCGUUUUGUUGAGGCUGGGGAAUAUGUAUGGUGUGUGUGUGUGCUUUCUUUUUUCCCUAUUUGUGUGUUUAUUGCAGUGCAAUCUCCAUUGUCAAUCUCAAAUUUACCUCUCUUCCAGUAUAAAGUCAGUAAAUCACAGGAUCUGAGGUAGGUGACUGGCAUGCUUCUGCUUUUAAAGGAUCAAAUUGAUGAUUUCAAUAGAAUUAAAUGGAAUCUAAACAAAACCCAAAGAAAUAGAAAAGGAAAAUGGCCAGCUCAUGUUAGGUUCAUUGGAAUGCAGGAAGAUUCUUUUCCUUGUCCUUACUUUCUUCUCCUAGGCUGCUGAUGAGGAGAAAAUGACCUGCAAUAAACCCCACCCCAUUCCUGAUCUGGCUUUGACAUUUAUGUUGUGCCUUAAAACUAACUAUAGAAAUAAACAUGGCAUGUGUCCAUUGUUUACUCUUUCACGUCUUCAUCUUCAGAUAUGCCACAUACCCUUUAAGUAACUUAUAAACCAGUGCAUAAAUGUGUGUGUCUGUGUCCCAUAGUUCUGUGGCAUUGUGGCAUUUAACUCCGAAAAUUUGAUUUGCUGUUUCUUCUAAGAAUAUACUUUUGUUUUGAUUAUUAUUUAACUUCGCAUUAUACUAUGUAUGAGAAAUUUCCAUCAAACCAGUUUUAAUAUCCACGUUAUACACUGUUAAAGAUUCUAGAAGCAAGCUGGGUGUGGUGGUGCACGCCUUUAAUCUCAGCACUUGGGAGGCAGAGGUAGGAAGAUCGCUGUGAAUUUGAGGCCACCCUGAGACUACAGAGUGAAUUCCAGGUCAGACUGGGCUAGAGCAAAACCCUACCUCAAAAAACAAAACAAAACAACAACAACAAAAAAAAUUCUAGAAGCAACUCACUCAUAGUAUAAUAUUCUUUCAAAGCAUUAAAUAGUAAAAUUCAUAAAAUACAGAGGAAAGCUCAAUUUCCUCUCCCUUCUCAUGCCAUCCUUCCUGUUUUAGCCUUUUAGCUUUGUUUUGAUAGUGCCAAGUUGAAUCUGAUUUUGCCUUUAUCAACUAUGAGUGGAGCUGAAAAGGAUAUUCUUUGGGGUCAUUUCAGGUCACAGGUGAAGCCACCUCAGUAUUUUCACUGCUCUGCAAAGUGAGUGACGUUCAGUUCAGGCCGUGGCUUGUCCGUGAGCACAGGCUUUAGUGGUUUGGGGCAGGUGCUGUGCGUGUGGUAAUUGAAGACACGAGGCUGGCGUACGUUUUAGGGAUGAGUGUGUAGUUGGGGUGUUUUGAAAGGUAUUCAUGGAGUUUGUGAAAUAACUUUUCAAGUCGUCUUCUCUUACAAUAUUUUAACUCAUAUUUAUAUCUUCUCAAGAAUGAAUUACUCACUUAUUUGCCCUGGCAUUGUAAGAAGGAGCUACAUUUCUUUCAUUGAUGCUGACUGUUUAGUUUACAACCUUGAUGACUUCAAAUAGGAAGUAGUCUAGUUGAAAUGAAAUUGUUUUGAGUGGCCUUUACUGGUCACUGUGAUGACAUCUUAGGUGUGAGGUGUGAUUGAUGGUGAGAGAAGCCUACAGGUUCAGUGCACUGGCCCUCCCUUGACUCUCAGAACAUGAGACCACACCAAGAACAGGGCUGUCCACCAGUUAAACUUGCCAAUCAGCUGUGUAGAUUGAGGCAUUCUAGAACGAAUGAUCAUGCUGAAGCAAUCGCUACCAUUAUGGCAACAAAAAUUUCAAAUGGAGGAAAUGAUUUUCUAGAUUAUAUGAAUUCCUGUCUAGAUGUGCAUGUGUAAGUGUACUUACAUUUAUGAUGGUGGCAAAAGUCAGUACUGUGUGUACAAGGCCAUUGCUGUUGACAGAAUUGAAAAACCCAUGUUCAAAAUUGAUUUUUACUAAGUGGUUUUAUAGUCUUGUGCUAACAGUCUGCUUACUAGCCACAAGAAAGUUUUCUUGAUGAAUAUUUUUAUUUAUAUUCACAAUUAUUUUCUAUGCACUAAUUUUUAAAAGUUUUUAUAACAUAAUCUAAUAUAAGAGCUCAGUGGGAUAAAUCUAUUUUAUUGUUUUGGCUUCUAUUUGGAUUUUUUUUUUUGUUGUCAAAGGGAAAAAAAUUCUCAAAAGGUAAUCCAAAAUGUAGAUUUACUGCAGAAAAUAAUUACUUAAAACUUUUCAUUCCUGAUUGAAAGGAAGAUAUGAAGAAAGAUAUAGUUACUUAAAGGAAAAUUAUACCUGUUAUAAUAUGGUCUCUUAGAAUUAACCUGCCACGAGGCUAGUGGACAAUAGCCAUGUUGGGUUUACUGGAAAGUGCUGGGUUAGAAUGCUGGGCUUUCAUGUGGGGCAAGGUUCGUGCUGAUAGGUGCUGGCUUUUUGUUUGGCUUGUUUCUUGGGGAGAGGUAAUGGAAGACUCAACAAGAAGCAGCUACUGAUUCCAGAAUUUUUCCUAGCAGUUCACACUCCGUGGUUAUCUUUUUUACUUCAUGGUAUCUUUUCACAAAGUAUUACAAAUAAGCUCAAUUGUCCCAUUUUGGGAGUGCAAGUUUGCUACAUUUUUAGCCUGACAAUACUGGUAAUUGGUAUUGCGUUAAUGGAACUCCUGGAAACUUGUGAUAUUUCAACAUGAAAUGUAUGAUGUUUAUGUGGUAAUUGAUGGUAACAGUAAUGUUUAUUACUCUCUACUUUGCAAUUGUCAGAGUAAUUUUCACCCUGUUUUAAGUGUGAGUCUCUUUAAAUUAUGUUCUUGUUAAUUUCAUACAAAGACAACAUGUGUUGUUAGUGACUAUGAGGUAACAAUUCCCCUGUUUCUGGACUUGAGUUUUAAAAUACUUCUUACUCUUGAACACAGUGGGACUUUCUGAAAGAAGUAAAGAACUCUUCCUUAGCACGUGAGCAUCUGUGGCAAUACCACUGACAGGCAUCCUUCCCCUUCCGUCCCUAUUUCAAGUAAUUAAUUAUCCUGAAUAAAAUGACCUAAAGCAAGCUUAAAAUUUUAUUUUGACACAUCUCUGAAAUCACUGAACAAGUGUUAACUUAGUUUUGUUAACACGUUUUGUUCUUUUGCUUUAAAUACUUUCCAGAUUAUCACUUAUGUAGCCAGGUUAGUGUUGCUGUUGCAUGGUGGGCAUUUAACUUUCUCCAUGAUUUUCCAGUACUGUACAAGAUUACCAAAAUAAUGUCUAUGCUGUCCUCAUCUCUCCUCAUACUUACUGGGCCUCAGCACAGUUGGGUACUACAGAGAAGACCUGCUAAGCAUUCUCCCUGACUUUUCUUCUUGGGCCAUUCCCGGGUCCUCAGCACUAUGGCUUCUAUUUUUAUUUUCAUCACUAACCUGUGGUUGUUUGGCCUGUGUAAUUCUCAUUUUUAGGAAAACACAUGUCCCAGCGUUAGAUUAUAGCAAAUAACUGUGUGAUUCUGCCUUCAUUAACUACAUACUGGGCAUAUACUUUAAAAAAAAAAAUGAUAUACACACAGAUUAGAGCAAUUUUCUGGAGGGAUUUGUUAGUGUGGCUGACUUCCCAAUGACUGAAACUAGUUGUCCCCUGGAGCCAGCCCAAAGGACAGGAGUAGGACAUUGCAAACACGUGUUUAGUAUUCUCUUCAAAAUUUGAUCACGUUAGAGCUUUUGUUUCUGUUUGUAGAGACAGCUAUCAUUUGUAUUUAAAUGUAUUUUGUUUUUGUAAAUAAGGUAACAGCAAUCAAACACCUUUUGGGGAUCCUAGCUUUAGUAUUUUAUCAACCAAUUCAAAAGUAAAUAUGGAAAUCCUUUGUAGGAAACUUGCAUCCUGAUUUUUGUUUAUUACAGUUAAAAGUGUAAAUAAGACAAUGUAAGAUCUUCUUGAUGUCUAAUAUUAACUGGGCUGUAGCAAGUUGCCCUACUUUUAUUACCUUUUAAAGGUUUUUUUUAAUUUCCUUUUUUUCUUUCCUUCUUAAAUGUACAGUAGAGUGACGUCUGUGUAAGUGUUAACUGUAGUGGGGAUUUGUCCAGCAAGCCUGAAAAUUUAUACUUUGAAAUAAAUGACUGGGUUUUUAA